This is a messenger RNA of Cladocopium goreaui, 1600 nucleotides long. The record is from the annotation of a GenBank genome assembly. Lineage: Eukaryota; Dinophyceae; Suessiales; Symbiodiniaceae.
GAUUGGCUUGGGGGGACACCUCGGCCAACACAACGUGAUGGGGCCGUGGAACGGCACUCCCAAGUAUGACCUACACAGAGUCGCCGAAGCCUGUUACCAGGGUGACCUCGAUGUGCUGGAUAUGCUGCUCUUCACUGGUGACAGCGAGAACAAAUUCCCUGGUGACAUCAACACGCACGUAAACUUCCAGGGCAAAACGGUCAUGACGCCUCUGAUGCUUGCUUGUCAGACUGGCCAGAUUGAAUGCGUUCAACUGAUGAUCAAAGCGAAGGCAGAUCCGCAUAUGAAGUGCCGAGUCCCUUUUGGAAAGGAAUCCUCUGAAGGGGAAACUGCCAAGGAUAUCGCGCUGAAGCAUGGCUGGGAUGACAUCGUGCAGGUUUUAGAGAAAGCUCUGAAAGACAUCCCACCGCAUAAGUAUGUGCGCUAUGGCAAAGAGAACAAUAGCCGGUACACCUUGUAUCAGAGUGGGGAGACAGGCAGUGGCAAGGAUCCCUUUGAGGAGAUCAAAAAGGUCACAAAGGGAAAGGUACAGCCAAGCCUAACAUCGUCAUUUGAGGCUAUAGCAACACCACCUACUGGCCCUACAACCAUUGCCUUGCUAUUUCCAGGUCAAGGCUCUCAGUAUGUGAAGAUGUUGGACUCUGUCAAGGACAAGGUGAAGGUCAAGGAAAUGAUUGCAACGGCGCGAGCAGUGCUUGGUUAUGACAUUCUGGAGGUGUGUUUAAAUGGACCUGAAGAGAAACUUGAAGAGACAAGUGUGUGUCAGCCAGCAAUGUUUCUGGCGGGAAUGGCAGGCCUUGAAAAGCUCCGAGACUCACGACCUGAAGCAGUAGACCGGCCUGGUGCAGUAGCAGGCCUUUCCCUUGGAGAGUACACUGCUCUUUGUGCAGCUGGUGUCUUCACUUUCGAGCAAGGCAUGGAACUGGUCAAGGUGCGUGGUGCAGCCAUGGCUGAAGCAGCCAAGAGCCGACCACAGGCCAUGCUCUCAGUCGCAGGGCUUGAGCAGCAAGAGUUAGAAAACAUUUGCAAGCAGCAAGCCAAAGGCGGAGAGGUUUGCCAAAUUGCCAACAUCCUUUUCCCAAAAGGAUUCUCAUGUGCUGGUACAGAGCCGGCCAUCAAGAAGUUGAAGGAAGCUGCUGAAAAAGCGGGUGCGCUGCAAGCACGAAUGCUGAAGACUUCUGGCGGCUUUCACACUGACUUGAUGAAGCCAGCUCAAGAGAAGCUGGAAGAAGCGUUGCAAAGGCUUUUGCCCAAGAUGCAGCCACCAACGUGUGAUGUCUACAGUAAUUUCACCGGCAAGAAAAUCAAGGCAGGAACCCCACCAGCAGAGAUUGUGCCGUUGCUGGCGAAGCAGCUUUGCUCUCCAGUGCUGUGGGAGCCCUCUGUGAGGCUGAUGAAGAAGGAUGGGCUGACAGAGUUCUACGAAGUGGGGCCCAUGAAGCAGCUGAAGGCCAUGAUGAAGCGAAUCGACCAAGACGCAUGGACCUCCACCACAAAUGUGGACGUGUGAAUGGCGCUCAUUCACUGCACAGAAACAUGAGAUUUAGAUCCACGUGGGACACAGCAGCGUAGCACCAUGUAGCACCAAGGCAGAGUCCAG